Messenger RNA from Dipodomys spectabilis (banner-tailed kangaroo rat), 4080 nucleotides. Its product is annotated as vomeronasal type-2 receptor 116-like. Gene Ontology annotation, cellular component: membrane. Gene Ontology annotation, molecular function: G protein-coupled receptor activity. The record is from RefSeq and is a predicted model, not a curated record. Lineage: Eukaryota; Metazoa; Chordata; Mammalia; Rodentia; Heteromyidae. The transcript has 15 exons. The annotation marks the transcript as partial. Gene Ontology annotation, biological process: G protein-coupled receptor signaling pathway.
AUGGCGGCUGUAGUCGCCACCGCCACUGCUACUGCUGCCGCGGCAGCUGCUGCUCCUUUAUCAAAUUUAAAUGCUGAUAGUUCCCUGAGUUCAAUUCCAGGUCUUCUAAUCUGUUGCAUGGGUCAUCAGACCUAUUUUGUGCUGCCACUAAGCUGUUUUCAUUACCAUGGUUCUGUAAUUGAGUUUGAAAUUUGGCUUAUCUUCAAGACCUAUCAACUUGUGUUGGCCUUGGCUUUUGCUAUUGAGGAGAUCAACGAAAACUCUGAACUUUUACAUAACUUGACUCUUGGAUCUGAUAUCUAUAAUAUUUGCUUUGAAGUUUGGGAAGUAUAUAAGAAUCCCUUCAUUUGGCUCUUUGGGAAAUACAAGAUUCCAAACUACUCCUGCAGAAGAGACAGCAAGUCUAUAGCAGCACUAACAGGACCAUUAGGAAUAACAUCUGCCUGCAUUGGGACAUUGCUGGAACUCUACAGAUUUCCACACGUGAAGUUUACCUUUGGGCCUUUUGAUCAGGCCCUAAGUGACCAUAAGAAGUUUCCUACUCUGCAUCAGAUGGCCCCAAAGGACACAUCAAUAGCCACUGCCAUGGUCUCUUUACUGCUUCACUUCAACUGGAACUGGGUGGGACUGUUGACAUCAAAGGAUGAGAAUGAUUCUGAGUCUGACUGUGUAACAUGGGACAAUUGUCUUCAUGAUGCCUCUUUGGAUUGGUUGCCUGGGAAUAUUUUUGACAAGACUGUGUCUGGAGACAGUUAUAAUUUGCACCUUUUUAUAAAGAACAUACAAUUUUACAAUCCUGCUGGAGAUGAAAUGAUUUUGGUUGAGAAAAGAAAAUUAGAACCAGAGUAUGACAUUCUGAACAGUUGGAAUUUUCCAGAAGGUCUUCAACUUACAGUGAAAGUAGGAAAGUUUUCUCCAUAUGCUCUGCAUGGUAAUCAACUCUCUUUAUCUGAAGAUAUGGUAGAGUGGGCCAUACGUACUAUGGAGACUCCUCACUCUCCCUGCAGUGAGAGUUGUGGUCCUGGAUUCAGGACAUCUCUUCAAGAGGAAAAGGCUGCUUGUUUUUUUGAUUGUAAUCUUUGCCCAGAGAAUGAGAUUGCUAAUGGAACAGAUAUGAACCAGUGUGUGAAGUGCCCAGAUCAUCAGUAUGCUAACACACAGAGAACACAGUGUCUCCUGAGAGCUGCAAGUUUCCUGGAUUUUGGAGACCCCUUGGGCAUGGCUCUGGCCUGCAUGGCUCUUUGCUUCUCUAUGCUCACUGCUGUUGUUCUUGGGAUGUUUGUGAAACAGCAUGACACUGCCAUUGUCAAGGCCAAUAACAGGGCUCUCAGCUACAUCCUACUCAUCUCUCUUAUCUUCUGUUCCUUGCUGUUUCUUGGCCGACCCAACACAGUCACCUGCAUCCUGCAGCAAACUGCCUUUGGAAUUGUGUUCACUGUGGCUAUUUCCACAGUGUUGGCCAAAACAGUGACUGUGGUUCUGGCCUUCAAGGCCACUUCCCCAGGGAGAAGGAUGAGAUGGCUGCUGGUCUCAGGAGCUCCUAACUUCAUCAUCUCCAUCUGCACCCUCAUCCAGGUGACUCUGUGUGGACUCUGGCUGGGAACUUCUCCUCCAUUUGUGGAUACAGAUGCACACUCUGAACAUGGUCACAUCAUCAUCCUAUGCACCAAGGGCUCCCUCACUGCCUUCUGGCUUAUUUUCAAGAACUAUCAGCUUGUGUUGGCCUUGGCUUUUGCUACUGAGGAUAUCAACAAAAGCUCUGAACUUUUACAUAACUUGACUCUGGGAUUUGAUAUCUAUGAUGUUUACUUCGAAGCUUGGGCAGUAUUUAAAAAUUCGUUCAUUUGGAUCUUUGGGAAAUAUAAGAUUCCAAACUACUUCUGUAGAAGAGACAGCAAGUCUAUAGCAGUACUAACAGGACCAUUAGGAAUAACAUCUGCCUGCAUUGGGACAUUGCUGGAACUCUACAGAUUUCCACAGCUUACCUUUGGGCCUUUUGAUCAUGCCCUGAGUGACCAUAACAAGUUUCCUACUCUCUAUCAGAUGUCCCCAAAGGACACAUCAAUGGCCACAGCCAUGGUCUCCUUACUGCUUCACUUCAGCUGGAACUGGGUGGGACUGUUGACUUCACAAGAUGAGAAUGGUGCAUGGAUUCUUGCUGAAUUGAAAGAAGAGAUGGCCAAAAACAGAGUUUGUGUAGCCUAUGAGCUAAUGAUCUCACUCCAAGACACCUCAUAUAUAUUCAAACUCAUGGCAGUUCAUAAUGAGAUAAAUCUAUCUUCAGCAAGUGUCCUCAUCAUAUAUGGUGAUAAAGAUUCACUGAUAGCUUUAAUGAUAUUUAACGAGCAAAUUUUUAUACGUGGCAAAGUUUGUAUUGUGAACUCUCAGUGGGAUUUCACCAUGAAGAGGAGAUAUUUCAUGCUAGGCUCAUUGCAUGUACCUCUUAUUUUUACACACCAUCAUGUGGAAGUAUCUGGAUUCACAGAUUUUGUCAAGGCAGUUAAGCCUUCCAAAUACCCAGAAGACAUUUUUCUUGCGAGGCUGUGGUUUCUGUCUUUUAAUUGCUCAGAUUCUGAGUCUGACUGUGUAACAUGGGACAAUUGUCCUCAUGAUGCCUCUUUGGAUUUGUUACCUGGGCAUAUUUUUGAAAUGACUAUGUCUGGAGACAGUUAUAAUAUAUACAAUGCUGUGUAUGCUGUGGCCCAGGCUCUGCAUGAGAUGUUUCUUCAUCAAAGAGAAGUUCAAACAAUGGGAAAUAGAAAACAAAGAGUGCCUUCCCCAGAACAGCUGCACACUUUUCUGAAGAACAUCCAGUUUUAUAAUCCUACUAGAGACCAAUUGAUUUGGGAUGAGAAAAGAAAACUGGAGCCAGAGUAUGACAUUCUGAACAUCUGGAAUUUUCCAGAGGGCCUUGCACUUGAGGUGAAAGUAGGAAAGUUUUCUCCAUAUGCUCCACAUGGCAACCAAAUGUCUUUAUCUGAAGAUAUGGUAGAGUGGGCCAUUGGAACUACAGAGAGUCCUCAUUCUGUCUGCAGUGAGAGUUGUGGUCCUGGAUUCAGAAAAUCUCCUCAGGAGGAAAAACCUGCCUGUUGCUUUGAUUGUACACCUUGUUCAGAAAAUGAGAUUGCUAAUGGGACAGAUAUGGAGCAAUGUGUGAAGUGUCCAGAUCAUCAGUAUGCCAACACAGAGCGGACUCAUUGCUUCUUGAUAGCUGCAAGUUUCCUGGCAUUUGAAGAUCCCUUGGGCAUAGCUCUGGCUUGUAUGGCUCUUUGCUUCUCCAUGCUAACUGCUGCUGUUCUUGGGGUGUUUGUGAAACAACAAGACACUGCCAUUGUCAAGGCCAAUAACCGGGCUCUCAGCUACAUCUUGCUCAUCUCCCUCAUCUUCUGUUUCCUCUGUUCCUUGCUGUUUCUUGGCCGUCCCAAUGCAGUCACAUGCAUCCUGCAGCAGAUCACAUUUGGAAUUGUGUUCAGUGUGGCUGUUUCUACAGUGUUGGCCAAAACAGUGACUGUGGUUCUGGCCUUCAAGGCCACUUCCCCAGGGAGAAGGAUGAGGUGGCUCCUGGUAUCAGGGGCUCCUAACUUCAUCAUCCCCAUCUGCACCCUCAUCCAGGUGACCCUCUGUGGACUCUGGCUGGGAACCUCUCCUCCCUUUGUGGACACAGAUGCACACUCUGAACAUGGCCAUUUCAUCAUCCUGUGCAACAAGGGCUCCCUCACUGCUUUCUACUGUAUCCUGGGAUAUCUCAGUUCCCUGGCCCUGGCCAGCUUCACUAUGGCUUUUCUGGCCAGGAACUUACCUGAUGCCUUCAAUGAAGCCAAGUUCCUGACCUUCAGCAUGCUGGUGUUCUGCAGUGUGUGGCUCACCUUCUUGCCUGUCUAUCACAGUGCGAAGGGGAAGGUCAUGGUUGCCCUGGAGGUCUUUUCUAUCUUGGCCUCCAGUGCUGGCCUACUGGGAUGCAUUUUUGCUCCAAAGUGUUACACCAUCUUGUUAGUGCCGAAGCGGAAUUCUACAAGGCCUUCAAAGCAGAGCUCACAGCAAUACUCCUCCAACUCUUCAAUGAAAUUGAAAGAGAAAGCU